Molecule: messenger RNA, 4061 nt
Organism: Cryptococcus deneoformans JEC21
Lineage: Eukaryota; Fungi; Basidiomycota; Tremellomycetes; Tremellales; Cryptococcaceae
Exons: 6
Coding region: 1683-3803 (706 amino acids)
Source: RefSeq, a predicted model, not a curated record
GUAGCUAUCACCACAAUCACUUCCACUUCUAUAAAUAUUGCCACCCUCGACGACAAUAGGAUAUCGACGAGCAUAUAUUUUACAUUGAAGCUGAGGACUCUCCAGUUUUUUCAGCAGUUAAUAAGUGCCAGAGCAACGACUGGAACGAAGAAGGAUCAGGACAGACAUCAGUUACCAACGACUCGACAUCAUACUCUCUGUAUACCCCCAUUAUUUGUUCGUUCUAGACAAGGGCAGCCAACAAAAAGAGAGCCGAGAAUUGUUCCUUCCUGUAAUUCCCAUAUACACCAUCCAUAACAGGGCAUCCUAGUUAUUCCGAGCUCGAGCUUGUUACAGCAACGCAACAUCAUCAUGAUGUCUCUUUUCUAGCGACAACCGCCGAUUUCUUGCGACAUCCCCCUUACUUUGCACCAUCAUUGUCCGUGCCGGCACACGAUCUAUUAUACCGUUCUCCAGUGCAUUAGCGCUGCAAAGAAAAAACCAUUAUCCUGUUCGAAGCGCAGUUCGACCGAAGUCAAACGCAGAUAACAGACAAGAAGAGCGCAAAAGUCUAGAAUCGUCAAUUGCGUGACGCCCGCUACAAACGCCCGCUACAAACCACCCCCGUCAUAGCACUCCUGUCUCCUGUCCUUAUAAAUCUUCAUCUCGGUGACGCAUCUCAUAUACAUACAUAUAUCAUAUAUCCAGAUCUCCUCUACACACGCUCUCCAUAUACCCCUCACACUUCACUCUCCAUCCCUACCGCAGCGAAUCGCUCUUUGGACGACUGCAUAGCACUUCUUCAAAAUCGUCCAUCCUCCUCAGGCUCGACUGUUACUUUCACGCGUUUCACCCACGGGGUCCCCAGUUUUCCCCAGGUGUUCUUCACCGCCAUCGCGUCAUUCCUACUUCGUUGUCCCCUUUUUCUUUAUUAACACCACGCAACGCGCAACAUCGGCCGCUUCUCGACUUUGCUCGCUUCAUCGCUCGUUUCAAUAAAAAUUCCACGUCGUCGUCAACCUGUCAAUUAUCCGCCAGUUACGACGAAUCUAUCUGUUUACCUCUUCAAAAGCCCAAGCCACCGAAUCACGCCAAAAUCCUGUCAACCUUUGUGAUCUAAUCGAUCUGCGCGGAUCAGUCCGGAACUAACUGCAAUCUGCGAUACAACACUGCAAAUUGCGGAAACGGAGUUCUCUGGUCUAAAAAAAAGAGAUCCCCGCUGGGUUACUCACCUCCAACUGGGUAACUUUUUUCUCUCUGGAGAACAGCCUCAAGUCUCUCACAUAUAUAUAUUCGAUAUCAGCAUUCAAUUUUGGCAUCAAGGAGGUCAAAAUCGUCAGACAAGGACACGCAGCGGCGCCAGGUCGUUGAAUUAUCUGCCAUUUCCUCAUCCUUCUUGCCUCAUUACCACAUUGCCCUCUGAGCGCAACCUCGCUCAGAAACAACGUCUUUCCGGAACUCUAUUCGUACCUCACCGAGUGUGAACUUGCUGUCACGAUCUAGGCGCGUUUUUGGACAACGGACUGAAACGUAUGGAUCAGCGCAGGAUCAUAGGCGAGAAUAUUGCAGCCUGGUGUAGGUCUUUUCGACUCUCCCCACUAACUUCCGCGGACAACUCUCUUCUCAUUUGACUUGUCCCAACUCCGUUUUCUUUACCCUUCCACAUCUACAGCCACUCUUGGCCCUUCAUAACGUCGCUCAAAAUGACCAUGAUUGAUAUGGGUAUGAACAUUGCUUGGUGUUUGGCUUGCUCUAAACAAUUGAACAAUCCACGAGACACUUAUUGCAGCGAUGCCUGUCGCCUUGAAGAUUCGCAGCCUAGCGGCAGCCCAAACAAUCACGUCGAUAUCACUGCGCCAGUCCCGGCCGGUUUUUUCUCUGCAUCACGGGUCGAGGCGAGAUCUGACCGGCCAUCACUUAUUCCUACGGACGUCUUUGAAGAACCUCAAGCCAAAAUGAGCCUCCGAGAUCGACGCGCAUAUUCUUUCCCCGCUGAGCUCGCUGAGCCUGCGGUAAAGCGUUCGGGAUCCAGACGGCAGACUCAGACUCAGGAGACCUUGCAGUUUGUGAGAAAGAGCAGCGGCCAAGUGUUGGGGAUGAAUUCUCACAGGUCUCCAAAUUUGGGUCCUACCCCUGUUGGCGCAGGCGCACGGCCAAAAGGUUUCGGCAAGCUGUCAAAGACCACGGGUAAUAAUACACCAAUAGUAUCUGACUCCGUGUUCUGCUCCAAUUCGGAAAGCAGUGACAAUGAGGUAGCAGAUGGCGUCGAUUAUCUUUACCGCGAAUCCGCCAUCCUAAAGAAAAGGUUAUCGAAAACUACGGAUGAUACCUUAAGACUUCCCAAGGCGCCAGUUCCUCGCCGAUUAUCCACCAACCUUGGCUAUGAGCCCAGCAGCUACCACAGCAGACCGUCACUUGUUCCUUCUCACAGUCAUCCGCUUGGGGCAAAACCUGCCAGUCCUGUAGCACACAUCAUUGCAACCUCAAUCGGUUCUCGUUCUCGCGAUGACAUUGUAAGCUGGUUGAAUGAGGUCAAGCGUUCGCCCAAAGAUACGACUUUAGACAGCAUCUCCCGAUCGCAGGCGGAUAUGCUUACUCCUACUCAAGAGCGAAUGGAAUGGGUUGAGGAAGGCAAGAUGGGUACCACCCCCCAAGGGAGAUUGGGAUCCGCUCUUGCAGGCUUUAGCACGUUGCGGGGUCUGAGCGAUAUUCAAACAUUGGCAAACGCCCCCUCUGGAUCUGGCACUGUCUACAAAGCACUUUCAGUUCCUUCACAUGCAUCGUCCACCGCUGCUCCUAUCAGCGAUCCUGAAGGCUUGGCAUUGAUGCAAGCCAGUCCAUCUCAGGCUGAAGUCUCGCGGGUGGCGGUCAUGAACCAACCUGGGGGGGCAACACCCACACUUUCGACCAUUUCUCUUUCGGAUUUGAUGGAACCUUUGACUGAUGCUGGGGAGAAUGUUGACUUCAUGACAGACGAGCAGAGUGCUUCGGGCAGCUCAUCCUUUGCCCGACACAGGCUGUCAGCUGUUGUCUCCGGCUCUCAGCGUCAAGGCAGGGGAACCGGGUGGGGAGAUUUGCAGGGGAAGACUGCCGAGGAAGAAAAGGGAGCUCAGACACCGUCACCUCUUCGACCGUUGGCCAACACAGCUCAAGCCAUCUGGAAUCUUUCCAACUACAUCCGCUCAUUUGCGCCUCUAUCGAUCGCUUCUGUCUUUGUACCCUCAAAGCGAUCUGAAUCCCCUACUCCACCUGCUAGCCGCUCCGCCACCGCCGGCCCUUGCCCUCCUCGCCAGGAAUCUUCAUCUUCUUCCAGCUCCCAAUCGCAAGACCAGAUCUCUUUCGUCACACCUUUGCCUGCUGCGCGCCAGCCGUCAGAUCCCAACCAAUCUCCUAUCCAGGCGAUGGUCCGAAGCCUACCGAUGGACAUUGCCAAUCCUAUCGGUGCCGAGAACGGUGCUCUGGAGCGCAAGCUCAUUCGUGAGCGAGAACAGGAACUAGACAUAGAUUCGGAUUGGUCAAAAAGCAAAUCACGCAGCCGCGUACGUGGUAGCCGUGUGCGCAAUCCCAGUCCAAGCAGGAGUCGAAGUCGUGGACGUAGCGACGGUCGCCGUUCAAGGGCUAGGGAGAUGUCAAAGGUCAGAGGAAGUCAUUCGAGGCAUGGACGAAAGAUUUCGUACGAUGCGGAUGCUAGCGAAGGUGAGAAGGCGGGCUAUGAGCUCAGAAGAGGAAGGAGUCGAAGAGAGAAGGUGUUGAGGAUGGACUCGACCGACGAGGAGCCACAGGUGGAGGAGAGGAGAGGGAGGGAUAGAACUGUGAAGGCGUGAAAAGUGACGAGGUUCUACUGUCACCGUGUAGCAAUCGAAAAAAAAAGUUUCAGUUCAACCUCAGGAGCUUUGUAUUUAUCUCUUCCUUUUUCAAAAUAGCAUAGGACACGAUUCACACUCAUCAGGCAAAUUAACAUGAGGUCUUUGUAGUUGUCAACAAUCAUUUUAGCAAGUGUCGAUUAGCAUUUUCAAAUACAUCUAUUAACAGGAAAAAAGCACAUUCGGAUAUCAGAAAGUGAUUAUGCAAAGUUGUACCAG